AGUUAUAAAACGAGAAUGGAAACUGGACCGUGGACAGAAUCCUUCAGGAGUUAUCCUGGCUUUGGUCCACUGGUGAAUACAUUUCUUCUCUUCCCCUCUGAUGGGUUUUGGAGUGCUUAUUCCAGAGAGAUUCCUGAAACACUGUCAGCUAAACCCAACAACAAGGAAGAAAAUAAGAACCUAAGUUGAUGCACACAUUGAACACACACAUGCUAAGAGACUUGCUGCUAGGGGUGGCUUGGAGAGCUCACGUUCUGCUGACAAGGCCUUUUGGGUUUUGCAGGUUACCAUGGCAUCCAGUGUCGUCAUGAAGGCUCCCAUCUGCCUAGUGGAAAACGAAAAUGAUGAGCUGAGGGUGAACCCCAAAGCAGUAAACAUUCUUGAGAAGAUUACUCAGCCCGUGGUGGUGGUGGCCAUUGUCGGACUGUACCGUACGGGGAAGUCCUACCUGAUGAACCGCUUGGCAGGACAGAACCAUGGCUUCAACCUGGGCACCACAGUGAGGUCUGAAACUAAGGGCAUCUGGAUGUGGUGUGUGCCUCACCCCAGCAAGCCAAAAUUCACACUUGUGCUUCUGGACACAGAGGGCUUAGGUGACGUGGAAAAGGGUGACUCUAGGAAUGACUCGUGGAUCUUCGCACUGGCCGUGCUUUUGAGCAGCACCUUUGUGUACAACAGCGUGGGCACCAUCAACCACCAGGCCCUGGAGCAGCUGCAAUAUGUGACUGAAUUAACACAGCUAAUCCGGGCAAAGUCCAGCCCCAGAGAGGAUAGAGUAGAGGACUCCAGUGAGUUCGUGGGUUUCUUUCCAGACUUCAUCUGGGCUGUUCGAGAUUUUGCUCUGGAGCUGAAGUUAGACGGACGCCCCAUCACAGCAGAUGAGUAUCUGGAGAACGCCCUGAAGCUGAUCCCAGGAAACAAUCUCAAAGUCCAAAAGUCCAACAUGACCAGAGAAUGUAUCAGAUUUUUCUUUCCAGUACGGAAGUGCUUUGUCUUUGACCGACCUACAAAUGACAAAAAUUUAUUACUCCAAAUUGAAAAAGUUCCAGAAAACCAACUGGAAUGGAGUUUCCAGGUUGAAUCAAAAGAGUUCUGUUCCUACAUCUUCACCAAUGGAAAGAGCAAGACCCUGAGAGGGGGAAUUGUUGUCACAGGAAAUCGUCUGGGGAUUCUGGUUCAGACCUACGUAGAUGCCAUCAACAGUGGAACUGUGCCUUGUUUGGAGAAUGCAGUAAUGACCCUGGCCCAGCUUGAGAACUCAGCUGCUGUGCAGAAGGCAGCUGAUCACUACAGCAAACAGAUAGCCCAGCGAGUGAGGCUCCCCACAGACACGCUCCAGGAGCUGUUGGAUGUUCAUGCAGGCUGUGAGAAGGAAGCCAUUUCUCUUUUCAUGGAGCACUCCUUCAAGGAUGAUGAGCAGGUGUUCCAGAGAAUGCUGGUGGCCACCCUAGAGGAAAGGAAGGAAGCACUCAUGCAACAGAAUGAAGCAGCAUCUCUCAGCCACUGCCAGGCUGAGCUGGAGAGGCUUUCAGAGCCCCUGAGGGAGAGCAUCUCAUGUGGAGCUUUCUCUGUUCCUGGGGGGCACAGCCUCUACUUAGAAGCCAGGAAGAUGGUUGAGCAGGACUAUGAGCGAGUGCCCAGGAAGGGAGUGAUGGCAAAAGAGGCUCUCAAGAGUUUCCUACAUUCUCAGGCUACUGUGGAGAACUCCAUCCUGCAGUCAGACAAAGCCCUUACAGAUGGAGAGAGGGCCAUAGCAGCUGAGCGGACAAAGAAGGAAGUGGCUGAGAAGGAACGAGAGCUGCUGAGACAGAAACAGAAGGAGCAAGAGCAAGUGAUGGAGGCUCAGAAGAGAAGCUUCCAAGAAAACAUUGAUAAACUUCAGGAGAAGAUGGAGACAGAAAGGAAGAUGCUGAUGAGGGAGCAGGAGAGGAUGCUGGAACACAAGUUGAAGGUCCAAAAAGAACUGCUCAUUGAAGGAUUCAAAGAGAAAUCUGACAUGUUAAAGAAUCAAAUAAGUCGACUGAGAGAAGAGAUUGAAAGAACUAGAGAGAACCGCUCACUGUUCUCGCAUAUCCUUGAUACAGCUGCCGAUGUGUUCAUUGCGGUUUUGCCAGGAGCUGGUAAACUAUGUGGUGCAGGGCUGAAAGUGCUCAGCUCACUUAUUCCAUAGUCUGAGAGUUACUGGGAAGGAACUUAUAAAAACCAGGCUUCUAUUAUUUUGAUACAAUAACUCUGUGCCUUGUUUUUAAAAUACGUGUGCUAGUUUGGUAUCAGAAUUCUCAUUAUUAGUUACAUAAUCAGAUGUUGCUUCAUUGUAAUUGAGAGUCAGUGUCAGUUCAUUGGCAGUUACAUUCUCAAGGUCCAAAAUGCAAACCAAUGGUUAAAGAAUAUGAGGUCUGUCAUCAUACACCCCAUGAAAUUUCAUUGACAUAAUAUAUAAUAAAGUUUGAAAACAGUCAUAAUAUAGUAAAUUUUUUUCUAGAAAAAAAUGUAAGUAAAUCAGAACGAAACAUGGCCAAAUGGAGAAACAUCGGCAACUGUAUCCUAAUUGUACGGAUAAUUUGUUGUGAAGAGCUCUUGUAAAAGGUAGCAAGUAGUUUCCAUAGGACAAAGUGUGAGAAGGAUGUUUGGUUGAUUGAUAAUAAAAAGCUGUUCAGAUUAAAAUUAUGAAGCAUUUG
This is a messenger RNA of Acomys russatus (golden spiny mouse), 2678 nucleotides long. RefSeq names its product guanylate-binding protein 4-like. Bases 290 to 2170 code for a protein of 626 amino acids. Gene Ontology annotation, biological process: defense response to Gram-positive bacterium; defense response to protozoan. The record is from RefSeq and is a predicted model, not a curated record. NCBI's taxonomy places the organism in Eukaryota, Metazoa, Chordata, Mammalia, Rodentia, Muridae. Gene Ontology annotation, molecular function: GTP binding; GTPase activity. The transcript is spliced from 10 exons.